AAUCGGGAUCGGGAUUGGUACGCACAGUCUAACUUGAUACAGUAUCCGGUCCCGCGCAUACCAACCGCGUUCAUGUCUGCUCUCCCCGACGACUCAGGUUCGCCCUCAACACCUCCCACUUGGCGCCGUGCAGCUCUGUCUGUCCUCACCCGGGUCUCUCAUGGCUCGACUCCGUUCAUUACCACCUUUGUGCUAAUUCAUCUGACGGCGCCCGCCCUAGCGAGCCUGGGCGGCACGUCGCUGUCCUCGCAGGUGAUGCUCCUCGGCCGAGAAUACUACCAAACGCCCCUCGGCGAGAAAUACCUCGUCCUCCUCCCGCUCCUCGUCCACCCGCUCUCGAGCCUGUCCAAGCGGUUCCUCGCACCCCGGCCCGCGCGCCGCCCCACGAGCGCACUCAGCCUCACCGGGUACGCUGCUGGCCUGCUCGUCCUCGGCCACUUCCUCACGCACCGCGUGCACCCCGCCGACGCCGCGGCGCCCGUUCUCGCGCUUUCGCCCGCAGAGCUCGACUACGAAUACGUCAAGUACGCGCUCCAUGCGUGGCCGUGGCGCGCGGGUCUUGGGUACUUCGCACUCACGGCCGUCGUCGCGACGCACGCGGCAGAGGGCGUGAGGGUGCUGUGGAAUACGUGGGCGAGGGACGUGUUGGGUCGGUGGAAGGGUGGCAUAUGGGUUAUCUCGUCGGAGCCACUAAUGGUGCUGAGCUCGACCGCUGUACGGUUCCGCGCGGCGUUCACGAAAUCUAUUUUGUACCGGUUAUAGACAAGGUCGUCCAGACGGUGGCGAUUCUCAAUACAACUUUCUCGGGUCGUCGGACAGUGGACUGUUUGCAGCUAACCGUUCUGGCUCAACACUUGUCAGGUGCACACACCUAUCAACAGCAUGC
This is a messenger RNA of Fomitopsis serialis, 886 nucleotides long. RefSeq lists its product as uncharacterized. Lineage: Eukaryota; Fungi; Basidiomycota; Agaricomycetes; Polyporales; Fomitopsidaceae. Gene Ontology annotation, cellular component: membrane. Gene Ontology annotation, biological process: lipid homeostasis. The transcript is spliced from 3 exons. The record is from RefSeq and is a predicted model, not a curated record. The coding region runs from base 73 to 762 and encodes 229 amino acids.